UUUGUUUUUUCUGAUUUGUAUGUUUUCUUUGGUUUUGCAACUGCAAAUUGCAUAUAGAAAAAAAUUUAUUACUUAUAUUUAUAAAAUCGACAUUAAGUCCGACCUUACUGAAGAUACACACGACUCCCUUUAUCUUCCUUCGACGUUUAAUCAGUAAAAUUUAAUAACAUCAAUUCAAAUAAACAAACCCUCCUGCAAAAUUUAUGAAAUUUACGAUAAAAAACACAGGAGUUAUUAAGCUUCAAAUAAAGUGAACGAAAUCGUUCCAAACACUCACUAAUAUUUAUAUGUAAAGGAAACAUUUUCGAAUUUUUAUGAAUUUAUCGACGUUUCAAUGUGUCUUUAGUCCAAAAAUUAAAAAUCUUAAAGGGUAAGUUUCUGACCGAUUGCCAUACUAUUUCUCUGUUAUAUAUAUAUAAGCCAAGAAAGUAAAAAUAUAAAUAAAAAUUACACAUUUUACUCCAUAUUAUUAUUUUUCAUUAUUUUUCUAUACAGCAAAUAAUUAACAUUCGUUUAUCUAAAAAUUCUUUAAUUAAUUAUCUGAAACAGAAGAGUCAACGGCUUUUAUAUAGUGUUCAACGUGCAGUAAGAUAUAACAUAAAAAUCUGUUCGUACCGAAGAAAAUUUUCUGUUUUUCAUAACAGUUUAAACACGUUUUUAUUAGACGACAUGUAUUUGAAAUUUGAAAUUUAUUUCUCAUGUCAUUUGUCGACUGAUUACACUGGCAUUUGGCGAGCUUUUUCUACAGCAAUCAGCUCGUCCAAUCAUGUUGAGCCACUCAAAUUUCAAAAUAUUUAAAUACUAUUCUAGUUCGAAACGGACUGCAGUUGUUCUUUUCUGCUCGUUUUCAUCGAACUAGUAAGACUUUAGAAUUUAAUUUCAAUUCUAUUCUUUGCAUUUAUUAGAUGAUUUUACUUUAACUUUGAAUAUUUAACUGAUUUUUUCAUUUUACUGAAAUCAUUCAACAAUAUCUAAUUAUAAAUUGAAAAUUUCAAAGUACUGUUUUAUUACGUAAAGUGUUUGAAUGAGCUUUUAUUAAUAUUUCAAUGGAUUUUUUGACAACUGUGUUAAGCAUUUCCCUGCUCUCUUCUUUAUCCAUAUCACAGAUAAGCUAUGUAGAACUAGAGCAGUUUAAAUACUAUGAAAUAUUAUCAUUGAAAAUGAAAUUGUACGAAAACUUUAAAGCGGAAUCUUAUCGUGGGAAAACGACAAUUACUGUAAAAUUUCGGGCAUUCAACAAAAAUUUCGAGCUGAACCUGCGAGAAGACAAUUCAAUAACAUCUCCGAGCAGCAAAGUCUUCAUUGUUGGGCAAGAAAUUAUCAAAUUAUAUCUAAAGAAUGUUGCGGGGUCUUCCAUUUACGAAGGAAACGUUUCGGGAGCUGAGCAAUCUGUCGUAAACGGAUAUCUGCACCAAAACGGAUUUAUUGGUAAAAUUAAAUUAAAUAAUGAAAUAUAUUACACCGAAACUGCCUCUACGUAUUUGAAGGAUGCAAUUUAUAAAGACAAAUUGAUAAUUUAUAAAGAAGUGGACAUAUUACCUAUAGAAUACAGAAGCUUGAAUGGGAGUGCAUUUUGUAGUACUCCUCUACUAAAUAAUUCAGUAUCAACGAACUUAUUCGAUUAUAACAAGAUCUGGAGGUCAGACUUUUUCCAAAAAUCUGCAAUUAAUAAAGAGAAAAAAUUAAUUUGCAAUCUGGAAAUCAUGGCAGAUCAUACUUUUGUAAACCAUUUUAAUGGCGAUCGGGCAACCAUUAUUGCCGAAAUGUUGUAUUACGUGAAAGUGGCAGACAAAAUUUUUCGAAAUUUACAUUUGGAUAAGAGUGAUUUAUAUAAAAUAAUCGGCUUCAAUGUAGAGAAAAUCACAGUUAUAGAAGAUGCGUCGAAUCCUUACUAUCAUCUGAAUUUUAAUAACACUGAUGAUACAGAGUUUUUGUUUUUUUUGGGAAUGACUGCGAAACAAACUUCGUGUUUAUUUGUGAACUUCUCUCACAGAGAUUUUGGUGUAGUACUUGGAAAUACGUACGUAGGAGAAGUUUGUUCUGGAAGCACGGAAGAUUUUAGUCUCAACGUAAUCUCUAUAACUAAUUUUCAACGUAAUAUUACACUAUCAAAACAUAUUGUCAGUUUAACAUUGGUUCAUGAAAUAGGCCAUACAUUCGGAAGUGAUCACGAUCCACCAAAUGACACUGUGUGUACACCCGGCAAAUUUAAUCAUACUAUAGGAAAUUACAUUAUGUACGAAGCUCUGGAAACGCCUAAAAUAUUGUACAAUCACUUGAAGUUCUCACCUUGUAGCGAAAGAAGUAUGUACGAUAAUCUAUUUGUAAAUAACAAAGCCAUUUGCAUGACGAAGCCAAAGUCAAUAUGUGGUAACGGAAUAACAGAACAAGGAGAAGAAUGCGACUGCGGAAGUAUUGAAUCCUGCGAAAAAUUGGAUCCGUGUUGUAAUCCUCCAGGAUCAGCUGCACCGUGUACAUUCCUCAAACCAUCGCGAAACUUUUGUAGUCCGCGGGAAGGCGAUUGCUGCAACGAGAAGUGCGAAUUUCUUGCAAAAGAGGAACAACGCCAAUGUUUCGUGUACUCUCCUUGCCGUGAAAAAAUUCUUUACUGCAAUGGAUUGUCGCCAUUCUGCCCGGAGGUGAUUUUACCAGACGGAACAUCGUGUUCGGGUUCUAAUAUUUGUAAAUCUGGCAGUUGUCUCGUGGAUGUUUGCAAAGAUAACGGAUUACAAUUAUGUAAAUGUCCAAAAAGCUUAGAAUGUCAGAUUUGCUGCGCGGAUAAGGAAGGUAAUUGCAAAUCGACAUCAGACCGAAACAUUUUCCUACCAAAUAGAACAAUAUUUGCCGUAUUUCCAGGGACGCCUUGUAACAACAAUAGUGGAAUGUGCUUACUUAAUGGAACGUGCUAUUCCAAACAUAUAUCUGGAAAUUGGUGGAAUACCUUCUGGCCGUAUUUAUUACCGGUUCCAUUAUUUAUGACUUACUUUUUUUUCACGUUUUUGUAUCGAUAUUUCAGAAUGAAAUUAUCAGAUUUUAAACUUUAACGAGAGAAUUGACAAUAAAAGACACUUCUACACUACGUUUUAAAAGCAGUUUUUCAUGAAAUUAGUCUAUAGGGAAAUACUGUUGUUUUCAUGAAAUAUUACUUAAUAAGACAUGCUUUACCACACUAAUAUGUGUUACGUCAUACUUUUACAUACCUCUGUUGUUUGAUGAUAAUGUUUUAUAGUGUUUUAUGUCAGUCUGACGUAGACUGACGUAGCUCUCUUACUAAUCACAAAUAUUUUUGCUGUUUUGUUUAUAUGAGAUCCACAAGUUUUGGGGUUAACUAAAAAAAAUCUAUGUAAACAACCGCCGAUAGAAAAAGUAUGGAAUAGUUACGGAUCGGAUGUCAUCCCGAUUGUCAGCAAUCAGAUUGGAAAGUCGACACACAGGUGUCAGAAAAUGCACUGCCAUCGUCAACGUGAGCGAUCACGUGACCUCUUUUUCAUCACAAGUGAUUAAAAGCUCGAGCCCCCGGAAGUUCAGGGCGAUCGAACUGGAAGUUAUAUUUGGUAACUGCGCAAUCUGUCUCCCGGACCUUUAUACAACAAGCCCGAUCCCACGAGAAAACAAGACACCGGAAGAAGACAUAUUACAGUUUCGGACUUCCGUACAGUUUGCCACAUGGACGAGGACUGCGAUUCCUACGAAAUUAUCGACGCAUACUGUUCGUUUCCUCAUAGAGGUAUUUUUUGUUAACGAUUUGUGUACUUUCUUUCCUGCAACGGGAAUAGGCUCAGCUAAUAGCUGCCGUUUUGUAUAUAUUUAGUAUUUAAUCGCAUCUAACCUCCUGUAUGUUAAUCUUACAUCUUAAAUGCUUUGUUUAAUUGCUAACUUGUCUCCUGUCUAUCCAAGGACACCUGUCGACUUGUUCACCCCCUCGCCAAUCGAUAAAAAGCCACCCAAAAGAAAAAGUGGGCGAGUUUUACCAACUCGACGUGUAAGAGGCAAUUAGGAAUUGACCCUGAGCCCUCGUAUUCUCACAUUUAAAUAAUGUUUUAUAGUGUGAGAGCCGAAUUUAUUAGAAUAAAUUGUUAAAUAUUUUUUUGUACGAGGAACAAUUUAGAGAAAUAAACAACAAACCGAUAUUUAAAAAGAACAUAAAACUUUUUUCCCACGAACUUAAUUCCGUGUUGAGGAUGAUACAUCCAAUAUGUCACCCAGAAUCUACGAAAAGACGAAAGAAAACAACUAUUGGACGGAGACAGUGGAAAAAACCCAACGAUACUACCUUUAUAAAAAGGAGGGGUCGAUGAGUAAGAGUCAGUCAAUGGAGUUUGGUGUGAACUGUGGAUUUACGUGAAUAGAUUAGCCGCAACCCGGAACUAUUCUAAUCGCCGCCGUUCGGGAGGAUCACCGCCUAAAGAAGUAUCAACGUUCGAAAAAUCUUUGUUCCACAUAAAAACCAAAUAUUAACGUUCGAAAGAACUUUGUGCCACAUAGAGACUCGAUGACUAAACGACUAUUUGACAACUUAUAUCAAGGUAUUUAUCCUCGCGCGAAAUACAUGUGAGCUCUCUCUCUCAUUAAUACGGGUAAUCGGGAAGAAAGUAGAUAUGUUAACUGAAUCGAUUGUACAGUCGACCCCCCUAUAACGUACGUUCCUAUAACGACAAUUCCUAUAACGUAGCGAAAAAAUUGUAGAAACUUUCGUAUAAAGUACCUCCUAUAACGUCGUUU
This is a messenger RNA of Centruroides sculpturatus (bark scorpion), 4722 nucleotides long. Its product is annotated as disintegrin and metalloproteinase domain-containing protein 10-like. Gene Ontology annotation, cellular component: plasma membrane. The transcript has 6 exons. Gene Ontology annotation, molecular function: metalloendopeptidase activity. The record is from RefSeq and is a predicted model, not a curated record. Gene Ontology annotation, biological process: Notch signaling pathway; membrane protein ectodomain proteolysis. The coding region runs from base 1047 to 3044 and encodes 665 amino acids. Lineage: Eukaryota; Metazoa; Arthropoda; Arachnida; Scorpiones; Buthidae.